This is a messenger RNA of Aspergillus novofumigatus IBT 16806, 1578 nucleotides long. RefSeq names its product T6SS phospholipase effector Tle1-like catalytic domain-containing protein. The record is from RefSeq and is a predicted model, not a curated record. The coding region runs from base 1 to 1578 and encodes 525 amino acids. NCBI's taxonomy places the organism in Eukaryota, Fungi, Ascomycota, Eurotiomycetes, Eurotiales, Aspergillaceae. The transcript has 2 exons.
AUGGAUCAUACCGCGGGGCCAAAGGAGUUUGUCCUUUGCUUUGAUGGGACUAAUAACAAAUUCCAUGGCGACUCAUCCGACAGCAAUGUGCUUAAAAUAUUCAGAAUGCUCGAUCGGACUACCUCCAAGCAGUGUCAUUAUUAUCAACCUGGUAUUGGCACGUAUGUAACGUCAGCCUCGCUUUCAGAUAGCGGCAUCACUAGAAAGAUCAAGUCCGCGUAUGUGAAAGCGAAAGACGCUGCGAUCGGGUCGACAUUGGCUGACCAUGUCAUGGGCGGUUAUAAGUUUUUGAUGCGAUAUUACUGCCCUGGGGAUCGAAUAUACUUUUUCGGCUUCAGUCGCGGGGCAUAUGUUGCCCGCUUCCUCGCUGAAAUGCUGGACAAGAUUGGUCUUCUGGAGGCGGGCAAUGAAGAGCUGAUACAUUUUGUCUGGAAGACAUUUGCAAAGUGGCAACAACGCAGCGGCAACACCGAAGAAGAAAAGACCGAGAAGGAGAAGUUAGAGCAGUACAUGAGGGCAUUUAAAGAGACAUUCUGCCACCCUGUGUCCAACCUGUGCUUCUUGGGCCUGUUCGACACUGUCAAUAGUGUACCCCGAUUUGAGCGGGCCUGGAUGAGAAGACACAGCCGGUUUCCUUAUACUGCCCGCACCUCAGCCAAGGUGAUCCGCCAUGCAGUGAGUAUCGACGAGCGUCGGGCCAAAUUCCGCCAGGACCUCAUAUCAGACGUUACCCCGACGCGGAGAGAACACCGCUUUCGGUUGCGCCAGCACCUGGAGAAACAUCAUAUGCAUCUUCCUCAUCAUAGUCACCACCAGCGCCAUAACAGCCGCUUGUCGGGCUCUGCUCAGCAACCUAGUGCUGUUGCUUCUUCCGCUUCGUCCGAGAACGAGGAAAUCAACGACGUGCAGGACAUCGAAGAGGUAUGGUUUCCCGGAUGCCACGCAGAUAUCGGAGGAGGAUGGCCAUUGAACACAGGCGAAUAUGCUCUCAGUCAGGUGCCGUUGGUGUGGAUGGUCCACAAUGCACAGAAGGCAGGACUGCGAUUCGAGCCAGGAAAGUUGAGGCUCUUCGAGUGCUCAAGCGACUCAACUGGAGAUCAUGCAGGACCCUCACCGGGCGAAAAUCAUUCAGAAAACGAAGAUCCCACGUCUGGUUUCGAGUUUUUUCUCCACAGGUCCAGCACAGAUUCACGAAUGCACGACUCUCUCCGAUUUGGCAAGGGGAUUCACUGGACAACUGUUCUUUCCUGGAAAGUCAUGGAAUAUCUGCCCUUCCGUCGGAUGGACUUGCAGGAAGAUGGCUCAUGGAAACCCAUUCGGUGGCCUCUACCUUGCGGAGAAGUGCGCGACAUUCCUGAUGAUGCCAAGAUUCACGUUUCAGCCAUUCGUCGUUUGAAGUCAGAUCCAGAAUAUCGGCCGGGGAACCUGAUCAUGGGAGGUGGAGGGAGAGGGAAGAAAAAGGCACCAGAAGAAUGCGGAAUCGGGGAGUGGGAGAUUGCGGACUAUCCUGGCUGUCCUAUAAAAGGAACAUAUGUGCGCAAGCCGCUAUCAAAGGAGGCACGCCAUAUGGACCAUUAA